Molecule: messenger RNA, 1712 nt
Organism: Diaporthe batatas
Lineage: Eukaryota; Fungi; Ascomycota; Sordariomycetes; Diaporthales; Diaporthaceae
Product: translocation channel protein TIM22
Exons: 3
Coding region: 239-796 (185 amino acids)
Biological process (GO): protein insertion into mitochondrial inner membrane
Cellular component (GO): TIM22 mitochondrial import inner membrane insertion complex
Molecular function (GO): transmembrane protein transporter activity
Source: RefSeq, a predicted model, not a curated record
CUUUAUCGCGCCGUGCUCAAGCGCAUUUCAAUCCACUUCCCGAACCACCACUGCUCAUCCAUCCUUGACUGUCGACGACCACAGCUUCCACCCGCGUCGCUCGUUCUAUCUCGCAAAGCAGUCUCCUCCUGUCAGCAUCGCCGCCGCCAAACCACCGGUCCCAGCAGCUGAAGAGCGUGCCCUUAGCGACCCACGAAGCCCCACGAGCCCCGAUCGGCCGAACCCUUGCGACGACAUCAUGAACUUCCCCGGCAUGGGAGGUGGCCUGCCGGGCAUGCCCGGCGCUGGCGGAAACGUGGACCCCAAUGAUCCCAACGCCGUGCAGAUGCAAAAAACGAUGAAGUUCAUGAGCGAGAUGCAGCACAACUGCCUCACCAAGACAGCCAUGUCCGGGGUCGCCGGGUUCGGGCUGGGUGGUGUGUUUGGCAUGUUCAUGGCCUCGAUGGCCUACGACACCCCCUACCACACGGCAGCGACGGCGGGCGCGCAGCAGACGCCCGUGUCGUCGCUCCCCUGGAAGCAGCAGCUCAAGAUCGGGUUCAAGGACAUGGGGGCGCGGUCGUGGAGCUCGGCCAAGAACUUUGGCAAGGUGGGCGCGCUGUUCACGGGCAUCGAGUGCGGCAUCGAGGGGUUCCGCGCCAAGAACGACAUCACCAACGGCGUGGCGUCGGGGUGCGUGACGGGCGCGAUCCUGGCGCGCAACGCGGGGCCGCAGGCCGCUUGUGUCGGGUGUGUCGGCUUCGCGGCCUUCUCUGCUGCCAUUGAGGCCUGGAUGAGGCAGCCUAAGGAGGAGUAGUGGGCGGCACGAGUGUUGGCGACUCGAGAGGUUGGGGGGGCGGGGGGGAGACGGCGGUAUCGUGGAUCGCCUCUUGCCCUUGGUUCGAAAGACGAAGACGACUGACAGACAGACGGUAAUGCCUUGAGUGAGUUGGUUAGGUAGAGGCGUUUGGUCUGCUUACGCUUUCGCAUUGAGCGUGUGUGUGUGCGCAUAGCAAGGUACGAAUGUGAUCAUGGCGUACGGGUGGGGAGGGUUUUCAUGGCGUUCAGGGCUGGCGAUCUGAUAUCAAGUUCGAUAGAUAUACUCGGGGGAGAUAGACGGAUGGACGGACUGGGGGACUUGGUCAUCGCCACUUACCAUUGGGGCCACUGGGAGCAAUGAAUUGCUUUCAUCCCAACCCUCCGUUGCCUCCCUGCCCGCCCGCCUGCUGGUCUUAUAACCCCCCCGGACCCAACCACAACCAAUACCGGCAGCUCCCCCCAUAAGACCAGUCUAGUCAAGUGGUUAUUCCACAUCACUCGGUUUAGGGCGGGAGGUACUACUUGCCGCGGGAUAAGUCGCUGGUUCGAGCCUCCCUGGUAGUACUCCGCGGAAGGCUAAAAGUACGCGAUGAGAGAUGUAGGUGCGGGCGCUGAACUCUUUUUGCCUUUUUGGCCCUCCUCGCCCUGGCCCCCAUUAGAAGAGAACUUUAUUUUUUUAAUGUCUUUGUGGGGUGGCUCUUCCAUUCCAUGUUGAACACCUAGCGGAGCUCAAGCUGGUUGUUGACAUGGCCACAAGCUCCUGACGUAUGACAACAACAACAACACCACCAUCACUACGGAAACAAACCGCAAGAGAACAUUUUACGCCAGACAGAGAUCCACGAGAUAGAAAAGAGACACCAUGACUUAUCAAAGGGCACAAUUGCUUAUUAAUGGGUCAUGGCACUUCAGUC